Messenger RNA from Spirometra erinaceieuropaei, 7175 nucleotides. Lineage: Eukaryota; Metazoa; Platyhelminthes; Cestoda; Diphyllobothriidea; Diphyllobothriidae. The record is from the annotation of a GenBank genome assembly.
AUGUUGCUUAUAUUGGGCCUUAUUUGUUUGCUUCCGUUAACGGGUAAUUACCUCUGACCUGGUUGCAAUUUUAGCUUUAAUGCUCCAAGCCUAGUUAUAUUACAAGUUAUCUUCUCAUGAUUAUCAUUGUUAUAAUCAGCAGUAUGCUUGAUCAUCAGUGCAUAAACGGCCAUUUAUUGUCUCUCGUUCUGGUGAAUCCUUCCUGAUCAGAGAUCGCAAGGCGUUACAUAAAUAUGACACAAGGGUUCGAUUACAUGUAGCAUCUUUAAAUGACUCUCGUGUUUUUGACUGUUAGGUCUAGGUAUACUGUGUCUACGCGACUUGGUGCAUGCUUAUAACGUGGCCCAGGAAAGGCCAGUUGAUAGAUUGCUAAAUACGUUUCGUCAAGGAGAGCUCCGUAACUAUAACUGGAGUUAUUUAGUUGUAGUGCAAAUUCUGCCGCUAUAUCCGGACAAGUGUUAACUUUUUGUCAAACAUCAAGGCAAAGUCAUGAUUAUUUCCCAUUUCGUCGACCCUGAUGGCAUACGGUAACACUUUAGCAAGAAAAUUAGAUCAAAGUCAGUCUAAGUAUCAUAAAAAUAGAAUGCUGAAGGAGUUGCGCCUUGCGGUUACAAUUGAAAUGCACUAGACGUUUAUUUUAUAUUUACUGAAGUCAUCGUAGUCCUUGCAACAAAUGACGGUUUACUUGCUAUUAGGUAAAGACCUAUCAAGCAUCAAAUUUUCUGCGCUUAUUUCUGAUACGUUAGGUAAAAAUGAUUUUUUAAUUUGAUGCCUACAUACCGCAAGACGCUUUUAACAUCACCUUUGCAAAUAGCAUUACAAAAACUUAUGUCUGCCACUAGCGUUUUUCAGCCAACCUUUGAGCGGCUUCAGUUCGACUAAUAAAACUGAUUAGUCACACAUCUAACUGGGUCUGCGGGCCUAAUAACAACGUUAUAAUAAAGGAGUACACUUCCAUUUUAGCCAAAGCCGGAAACGAGUUGGAUACAAAUAUCAUCACGGCAACUGGACAAUGUCAGCCGUUUGGUGUUCGUCUUCCGUAUGCUCCAACAGUGCGUUUAACAAACAUUCGCGUGACAUGUUACACAGAAAUGGAAAUAAUCAAUGCUUCAUUUAAAAUGGCCUGCAAACUUUAGAUUACUUAAAGUUACGGCCAAUAUCAUCACGAAAAACCGCACAAACUAGAAGAUCAAAUUAAAACAAUUCAAACAGUGCGAUUAAUGUCAAUUGACCAAGUCUGAUUGAAGUAUCCUAUUAUGCUUUGUUGAAAAAAUUCCUUACAACGGACAGUGCGUUUUUCAUUAGGUUUUUAUUAGGUGUUUUCAAAACCAAGUGGUCGACGAUGGACUGACGUUCACUAACAAAUAUUAAGAAGCUUCCUAGAAAUGGCUUCACAACCUUUUUAAGCUUACGAAUCAGGAGGACAGAAUUUCGAUUCGCAUGCAGAAUUAAUUACUUAAAAUUAAAUAUAUUUUAUGGACGGCCUAAUUCUCCUACCACGCUCACAUUCGUUUUUUGCCUCCUCCGUUUAGAUGUUCAUUUUAGAUUUCGAGAACUUUUACUUUGAGGACAGUUUCUGCUACUCAGCCACUGACUGGAACAAGUACAUGCAGUGCGCGCUGGAACAAGGUAGAUUUGUUACGGAUUGGAUUUUGGAGUAUGAAAAAGCUAACUUAAGUGUUCCACUCUAAGACCAGUUGUGUCGUUCCUUGCAAAAGCAGCCCGAGAAAAAAGUCCCGCAGAAUUUUCAAAUUCUCUGAGCCCGAGGGCACAAGACAGAACAAAUGAAAGGGUGCAAUUGUAAACAAAGACAGCGUAAAGCAAGUAGUGCUCUUGUAAGGGCGUUUUUCGCGCUGCCCUUUUCAGUGCUCGUUUCUGAACCAAGAGAUAAUCGCCUAUUAGAAAUAAAAUCUGCAAAUAAUUGAUCGUAGAGUUAACUGUUAAAUGAAUCAUCAAAUUAUACGGACUGUCUUAUGCGCCUGACUUUCGACAUGUAGAAAGAUGCAUAUAAAGUUUCGUUUAGAUCCUACGAUAUUGCUAAUUCCGUUUGAGACUGGCAAACCUGCACGUGCUUUAUUUAACCUGUAACGCUGUCAAGCAAAUUUAAGUACCUCAAUAUCUGCCACACUACCCUGUAAUUCUAUCCACAAAAAUAAAUGCCAACUUCACCUCCUUUAAGAUGGCUCUGGAUAUAUUGCAAACCUUACGGUCUGUGAUCCCCAGAAUCACAUACGACUCAGUUGGCGGAUGCCCCAAUUCUUUGAACUCGUCAGUAUGUCCUACAUAACUCAAUUCUUCAUGCCCAACGGUGUAUGGGAGAAAAAGAGCGAAUGUACGUUUUGGGUAAUUUUAUAGGUAUUAAUUUACUUCUUUUGGCCGUUCGCUUCCUCCUAAGCUCUGAGUUUUUAUCACUGUAGACUGCCUGCAACCAAAUUACUCCACUCCGCUGAUUCGAGCUGACCUCAAAGCCGACUCCGAAGAAAUCAAGUGUGUCAUCUACCUGCCGUCUUGUUACUACAGUGAAUAUGUGAGCCACAUAAUGUUUUCGUCAGUAUUCCAGUCAGAAUGUCUAAUAGAAUCCACCGGUUAGCGUGUAUCUGUGCAAAGGAUUUGAAAUUCGAUGCAGACCUUAUACCAAAAUUUUUGGAUAUUAGUAUUACCUACGAAAUUUGCAUCUAUGAUACGGUAGGAGAAUUAUGGACCUAAAAUUAGCAUCUUCUUACUAAAUAGUCCAUUGCGAAGAGGGGAGCUGUGAACGGUUCAAUCUAAAAAUCCAUUUAUAAAAUCAAAUUUGCGUGAAUCUUGCAUAUUUUCUUACUAUUGAGUUUAUUCAGUUUGCUCUUUUUGUAGUAUUUUCUCACUUCCACUUUGGCAGAUCACAACUUGAUGUAACAAAACAAGACUAUGUUUUCAUAAUCAUGCGCAAACAUGCAUAACGCUCUUAGAGCCUUCGCCUGUAAGAGACGAAAAAAGACCUUUAAGUUAUCUUGAUUGAGGGUUGAAAUUUCUACAUCUUUCUUAGGUAAGCAGUUUUCCUUUGACCUACAUAACAUGUGUGAUCAAAGCUGGCUUUCGGUUUUGGAUGUUUUUGAAAUACUUCAGGUCUCCCUUUUGGCGAUUAAACCGGCGAUUCAUAGUUUGAUUAAAUAUAAGCCAUUUGCCACAAUUUCGACUAUUGCAUGCUGUAGCCCAUGAACUGCAAAGUCACAUAAAACGUUUUUCGAUCUAAGCAUCCGUGAUAUUAAUCUAACUUUUAUUUUUCGUAGAUUCAAAUUAGCGGACUUCACGAAAGUUAUUGUGGCGGAUAUAACCCGACCAAAGCUUGCAGUAAGCGGUUAAAUAUUGUAUUUUGAAGCGUGCGCAUUGAACGCCGUAUUUAAAGAGUUAGGACUACUUUUUAGAGAUACGGUUCGGAAAUUCGUAUCCUCAAGUUAGUAAUUAUGUUCUUGAGGAAGAUGACUUAACCUUGUUUUCUUAAAAGAAAUCAAUACAUUUAUUUUGCUAAUCUCAGUCAACAAUGUUUGUGACCCUAAUCCUCGUUUACCUUGAUUUAUGUUUCGGGAUUUCCUCUAUUAUUGAUAACGCAAUAAAUCAGUUGGGGCACACAUAUGUACUCAUAUAUGUAGCGCUGCACACAGGCAGAAAAUGUAAACUUAAAAUACCGCCAAAAGACGACGGAUGUAAGUUGACCAUUUCUGAUUUUUGAAACGUUGACAGUCAUUUAUACACAAGCCCUGGUUUAAGUAACCUCAGAUUCGGAAUCUGAAUAUCUAGGCAUUUAAGUCGGACGCUCAAACAUUUAAAUAAUAUAAACAUAAACAGUAGAUGUGCUAACUCAUGAAAUGUUAAUCGAAAUUCUGGAAUGUGUUUUCGAUUCGAAGAUAUUUCUUAAGUGGCAUUGCAAUAUAAUCCCAUGGAUAAUUCAGUUACUUCAGUAUGCUGGCUUUUGAAUUAUCUUUCGUCCGGCGGCCUGCAAAAACUGAACUCUGUAAAAAAUCAUAUAAAUUUAGAUGUAUUUUAGUGAAAGCCCACAUUAAAAUAUUCAUAUUUUUACUAAUUUAGUAACAAUUUACGCCCUCUUAAAAUUAAAUGCUUGAAAAAGAGUAUAACUUGAUCUUAAAACACUGUUCCAAUUUAUCAUUGAAGACCUAUUGUAAACUAUACACAGAGCAUUAGAAUUUGUUUAUACACGAUGUUUCAUGAAUUGGAAUUUCACGGUUUUACACUAUUUCAUAAGCAGAAACGUUUUAAAACCAAAUUGUAAACCUCUUUCAAGCAGAAAGUUCAAAGAAGACGUUAUUUUCUACACACAGUAGUGGGAAAAUAAAUAUUUUAUGCAUUUUUUCUAUUAAAUAUAUUUGCUUUUAAGACUUUGAAAAUCAAUCAGAAAAUUCAUACUAUUUGUGUAAUCAUUUUUUAAAAAUGCAAUUUUUGCAGGCAGCCGGAAAGAAUUUCAUUUCAAAGCUCGCAUCCUAAAAUAUCGGAAUUAUUAUGAGAUUAUUUUGCUUAGUGAAUAAUGUUCCAAUGCUACCUGAGUAAUCUUUUCGAAGCGAAAACGCAUUCUCGAAUUUCGGUUAACACUUAAUGAGUUAACACACUUACUGUAUAUGCAUAUAUGAAGAAAAAUAUGCAUGUUAUGAAAUCACACUAGAUAGGGGUUGACGACGAGUUGCAGAACAAAAUCAGUUUUAUUGCGCGAAUUUUCCUUACUGAUUUUGCAGCUUUCCUUCAGACAUACAAAUCAUUUGUAAAAAAAACAAACGUUACGAUCAAAACUAACUGAGAAUUCUCUGGUUGGUCAAAGUUCGCGCUUAUAUGCAGCUUCUGCAGUCGGUCAGCACAGUAAAAUACCCAUAUCCCGGUUGCAGUCUACUAGCGCUUAACAUAUUUUAAAACUUAAACUCAAACAUUUGUCUACCACGGGUAUAACAAUGUUAAUUUGUUGGUUUAAUGCAGUUAUAUCUGACGACCCUUUGCCCUGGACGGGAUUGUAAACCGCACUAGAAUCGCUUGUUAGACAUACGUUUUACGUCGUAUAACAGGGAACAGUAUACAUUAAACAAGUUAGUUAUGAAUACACCAACAGAAGGAAUUGUAGCUCAAGCUUUUGUUUAACAGGCUACUGCAAUGAACCUUCCGCGGUGGCUGUGAAGAAACGUGGGAGCGCAGCCUGCGAUUCUGGCGGCUGUUAUAACAUAAAUAGCGGCUGUCCAAAUAGCUUUAGGAGGCAGAAGUUCACAACCGUUCCACCACCUUCAAAGCGCACAGAGUUGAUGUGGAGUUAUUAGGUGCAUGCAUUGUCUAACUUUUUUUUGCGUUAACAUUAGGUCGUCGCGAACUGGGCAACAACCUGAUUGAAUUUUCAACAACUGUUGCACACAAUCGGCUCAAUGAAACUCAGUAUGUCUUCUGCACAACCAACCGGGACACGCUCUCGAUUCAACUCACAUGGCCCGUUGAGGGUAUGGCAUAAAAACCAUUUUUCGUCAUGCAUGAAUAAAAGAAGUGAGAAAAGGUAGAGUGCAGGACCCAAACUGGCCUGUGGACCGUUUUGGGAACGAUCGUAACGUGGGAUCCUAAACCCUAUCAGGUAACAAUCGGGAGAUGGCACCCAAAAAAAUUCGUUAACUAGAAAUAAUACCUUGAACAGUGGACUCAAACGCCUUCAGGCUAUAUCAGCGGUUGCAGGCCUACUUUCACGCACUACUUGGACAUUCCGCGACGGCCUAACAUGGGCUGGCCGAACGAACAUCGCAGGAGGUUACAUGGACGAUGGUUGCUGUUACCCAACCUUCCCCAUCGGUACACACGUACACCUGAAUAUACGGCAUACAUUCGCAUUAUGACAGUUUAUUACAAAACAAAAUCACUUUUAAAUAGGAUAAGUCUGCGCAACAUGGGACAGGAUCAGUUCCCAGGCAUCCGUCAAAGACAUGUCAUUGAGGCUAAACCAAAGCGAUACUGUUCUUCGUCUAUGUGAGCCCACACAGCUCUACCACAUACAGGGUCUCCCUCGUGGAGUUUCCUUUUCGGUCUAUUCUAGUUUGCCUCAAUGGUAUUGGUGUGCCGUCCGGUGGUAGGGUCCUUGAAGUUCUCUGACUGGUUUACAGAUUAAUGUAGAUAACCUUCUGAGGGAAGACGAUUAUACGCCCUUCACUCGUCCGUUACCACUAUACUGCCUUUGGCGACCCAUUUUGUAAUAACGGAACGGAGAGCGGGCCAACUUCGAUAAUUAACCUAUUCAAAUAAGGCUUUUCGUCGACUAGUAUCCUACAUCCCGAUCAGCCACCACCCAUAAAACCCCUAUUACCACCUGUCCCGUAAGACAGGCUGCUUUGAUUUAGGCGGAUUUUUUGGGUGCCAUCUCCCGAUUGUUACCCCCUAGCGUUAUCGUUUCUUUAAUUCUUGACUGAAUGCAGACCUAUAAGCGGUAGGUAGUUUAAAUUCGGUUCAUUUAUGAAAAUUGCGCUUACUUCCGUUGACAUAUGGCAGCGUAAGAUAAGACUUUCGAUGGAAAUUUAGUUAUUCUCCCGCCUUUUGCCCGUCCGGGGAAACCCCCUCAACAAAUAUUUCCAUAUGACCCGGUCUACAGAUUGUCUCACGUUAGUUUGCCUGGUACACUCUACUGUCACUCAAAAUGCUUGAGUAGCAGUCGUGGGAGAGUAACUGCAGGCAGUUUAAUGGCCGGUAGUUUCCUCCGCAAACUAUGCGGAUAUUGCUUCUGUCAUUUUCAAAAGCAUGUGCAAAAACCAACGACCAGAGUUCACUUUGUCGAUGCCAGCAAGAGAAUUCUAACCGAGUUAUGCUGCCUGUUCUACGCACGCAUAUUUUUUUUAUUAAAGUAAUCAUUACGCAAACGGUAUAAGUCUUUCUAUUAUAGUAUCUCCAAGUAAAAUGGCACGAACGUUACAAAAAAGCGGGCGGUGCAUAUUUAGGACGCUAACUUGUUCCCAUGCAAGAGAAUUUAGACCGCAGAAUUUCGAAUACAAACUUCUUUGGAGUGCCUUCACAUUUCUACGCAUUUAAGGCGAUGGUGCGCAGAACUCAUAAAGGUUUUGUUGCGUGUCAAAAUUUUAGAGACCACACUCACUCCAACGACCGGAGCAACCGAAAAGCAGACGUCAUCCCUGACAGUUGCAGAGGGUAAGACAUGUGUUCGUGUUACUUUGAAAUGA